AUAUUGUUCUAGUACAUACCGACUGUCAUAUUGUCAUAGAACAUUCCUUCUGUAAAGUUUUUUCAUAGUACAUGCCCAUUGUACAGUAUUCUCCUAAUAUUGUAUUCUGUAUUUAUUCACAAGGUAUAUCCUGCACUUGCUAAUUGCACUUCUGGUUAGACCUAAACUACAUUUCGUUACACUGUACUUGUAUAUGUGUGAUGACAAUAAAGUUGCAUCUAAUCUAAUCUAAAGAAUAUCAUUGUACUCGGUUCUUUACUUAUUUGACUGAAAAUGUCAAAACAAGCCACACAGUUGUCGGUUCGAGUCCCAGAAAGAAUGCAUACCUAAAUAAAAACUUCGACACUUGGAUAAAACCUGUCUACUAAAUGUAUAAAUACAUGCAUUUCAAUAGGAUUUGACCAAACGUCUGCUACUAAGAAAAUAAUCCAAAAUUUCUCUCAUUUAACAAUGCAAAGAAUGCAAGGUUCAUGUUUGCUUUUAGCAGCAUGGCAUACUUUAAACCCCCCCUUGCCCCAAAUAAAUGUGAAUUUAUACCACAAGCACUUUCGAUAGACAUAGAGUUGAAAAAGUAAGCUAACAAUGAAGAUCCCUGCGGCUCUAAAUAUGUUCUUAUUGCUCUGUUUUGGGGCUUUGCUGGCUCAUGGUUUAAUUACGCCAGAAAAACGUAACAAUAUUGAAGAAAGACUGAGAGUCACAGAGACCAUUCUGGGUGAAUUGAAGAGAGAGAACGAAGCUUUGAGGAGUUUUACACAAGCCUUAGAGAUCAAGUUUGAAUCUUUACAAGCAAAGAAUACAGCUUUGAGGAGUUCAACACAAGCCUCAGAGAUCAAGCUUCAGUCUUUGCAAGCAGAAAAUACAGCUUUGAGGAGUUCAACACAAGCCUCAGAGAUCAAGGUUCAGUCUUUACAAGCAGAAAAUACAGCCAGAAAGGUUGCCUUUUCAGCUGGACUUUUAAACUCUGGACCAAAGAACACUGGACCCUUUGAAGAAUCAAGAACUCUGGUCUACCAAAAAAUCUUCAGUAACAUUGGAAAUGCAUAUGAUUCAAACACUGGCAUUUUCACAGCACCAGUAAAAGGAGUCUAUUUCUUCAGAUUUUCUGGUCAUUCACAUUCAAUUAAAAAAAUGGCGGUCAGUCUUUAUAAGAAUAAUGAAAAGGAAUGCUCAGUGUAUGACAAGACCGAGAGCACUCCCAUUGGUAACGGCAGCAAUGGUGUUGUUCUUACACUGGAGAAGGCCGAUAAGGUGCACACAGAGCUGUGGAAAGACAGCUGGGUUUAUGACGAUGAACAAACCUUCACCAGUUUCAGUGGUUUCAUGCUUUUCCCUUUAUAAAUCUCAGACUCUUUAGCCCACCAGAGGAUGUGAAAAGUUCUAGAUAAACAAUAUUAACAAUGUUUAUAUAUUACAUAAACAAUAAAACAGCCUUGCAAAUUAAAAAUCUAAUUUAGCAUCAUCUUAUUAUUACCGUUGAUGAAUAAAUGAAUUCCAGCGUUAUGGAUGUGACAUUUUCGGUCAAAACUUGAAAAAUAAAUUCUCAAAGAAUGUAUUUAUUACAACUGAAUGAGCGUGUGCCCAUUUAUGAGCGAUGUGAACCGCUAAUGAUGUGACAAUUCCCUUAUCUUAUUACAAAAAAAAACUAAAAACCCACAAUGCUUUUGUAUCGUUAAAGAGACACUUAACUUUGUUUUUUUUAACCACAAAUUUUAAACAUCUAGCCUAUCAGUAUGGUUUCAUGCUGUUAUAUGAGGUCUACUUAUGACGUUUGUGUGGUUUUUACAUCCAAAAACAUCAAAAUCAAUAAACAAUAGGCUAUUUUCUACCCAGGUUUUGAGGCCAGGUCUACAAACGCUUCGUUUUAAUGGGAAGUAAACGCCCACUGCUUUGAUUGCAUAAUAGUUUGCGUAGUUGGAGCCUUCUGUAAAUAUGGUUAGAGACGUAAUAUUCGCACAGGCUUAAGAUCACAGACAACAUCUGCAAUUAUUACAAAUGACUAGAGGUCCCCAUAAUACUAAUCUUGGGUGAAUAGUGCAGGGCACAUCAGGUGAUGUCUAACAACGUAAAGUGACGCAAGGUCAAACAUAUUUUACUCACAUAAGAUUGCUGCACCAUUCCUAUUGGAUCCAAUAUUCACGACAGCACUGUUUUUUAAUUUUAUUCAUUCCACAAUUCCAAUGUUGAUCUCUGCCUUGUUCACGAAGGAAUCCUCGGAGAAGUUAAACAUACAAACGAUUCAUGUUUUUCCCACAUGAGCUGGAACGUCUUUAAAAAUAAACUUUAACCAGCUAUUACUAAUAUCGGAAUCUGAAGGAAGGUUAUGCAACGACUGUAUUUUUCCACAACCAGGGAUGGCACAAUGUUCAGCUAUCUUUAACGGCAUGUUUGUUUAUUGCUUGCUCGCUAUAUCUAGUUCUGCGUCAUGUCAGAAUUGUCAUGCGCAAACCAGUGAGCGUGACUGGAGAAGUAGUCGUUGAUAUUUUUCUAUAGAGAGGGUGUUCAACCUAUUAAUGUCGUCAUAGAUAGGUGCAUUCCAGAACCUGGUGCUCGCUGGGCCUGGUGUUAAUAACAGAUGUAAUCUCAGUAACAAGGGGCUUUUCAGUUAUAACACUUAAAUAUCGUGUGAAUACGAUUCCCUCUUAUAUCACAAUUGCUAGGGUUAAAGUUAUGAUUUUAAUUCAUCACUCCUUUACAGAGUAAGUAGCAUAUGAUAAGGUCCUACUUUGGUUUAUGGAGAGUCCAACAACAAGUUUAUGUACAUAGAAGUUGUACAAACACUAUUAUGUUGUAAUAGUAGUAAAUUAU
Messenger RNA from Triplophysa dalaica, 2805 nucleotides. Its product is annotated as cerebellin-2-like. Lineage: Eukaryota; Metazoa; Chordata; Actinopteri; Cypriniformes; Nemacheilidae. Bases 583 to 1338 code for a protein of 251 amino acids. The record is from RefSeq and is a predicted model, not a curated record. Gene Ontology annotation, molecular function: protein binding. The transcript has 6 exons.